CGAAAAGAAAAAUUAUCUCAAAAGAAAGCAAGAAAAAUAGCUAUAUAGCCAUGGCGAUCCCCAACUGCAGUACCAUUGCCAAUAAGUUGGUCGUCGUCUUGCUUCUCAUCAUCAUCCUUCCAUGUCAUGUUUUGCUUUCGAGCGCAUCGAGAGUAGUUAGUCCGAAGUCGGGGAAUGGCAACGAUGCUCCGACUAACGAUAGCAGCAACAACAAGAACUUAUUAGCAACCCAAGAACUGGUGGCGAAAAGAGGAACAGGUGUAGUCAUGAGACCUAAAGCUGAAGCAUCCAACAACGCUACAGCUUCGGUGGAGAAAUAUUGCGAUGCUUAUUGCAACGACUAUCAAUGCCAAUGGUAUCACCGAGAUCUGUGCUAUGGUCAAGAUGCUGAAAGGAAUUGCAAAGUGGGCUGCGUCUGUGACCCGGAUUAUUACAAUUAUUGCGAUUGCUUGUGCGAUUCGUAAAUCGUAGAGUCUAACUUCUAAGAUUGUACAUGUAAUUUUUUUUUUGUUUCAUAUAUUUCGACGAAUCAUGAUCGUCGAUUUUUCGUUUCUAAUUCAAUUGAUCUUAUGCAAAGAAGAUGUCUAUCACGAACAGAUCAAUUUGUCAUCGGAGUGGCGCAAUUGGGUACUAAUAACGAAUAGCUUGACUCGCAACCGGCGCCGAAUGUGGCUUGUUCGGAGAUCGAGCCGACCGUGGCAAUUCGAUAGAAUUACGCUGGCUUAUGUUUGUUUAAAUAUUUGUAUUUAGUUAUUAUUUUUCGGACUGUUUGGAUUUAUUACUCUGUAAUACAAAAUUCCAACCCUCCACCAUCCACCUAGUAUCAUCUUUUUUUUUUUAAUCCAUCCAUGGGGUUUUGUUGUAAAAAAUUUACAAUAACAAGUUCCUAUCAAAAUAAAUGUCAAAUACCAAUCUCUCAAUAUAAAUUAUCCAUAUAUAAAACAUCAUUCUAGAAAAUGCAUGCAAAUCGCAAAUUAACCAUACAAAUUGUUCAACACCAAUCUAAAAAACUUAAGAAAAUUGAAGUAAAUCA
This is a messenger RNA of Linum trigynum, 1033 nucleotides long. Lineage: Eukaryota; Viridiplantae; Streptophyta; Magnoliopsida; Malpighiales; Linaceae. The record is from the annotation of a GenBank genome assembly.